This is a messenger RNA of Sorghum bicolor (sorghum), 2827 nucleotides long. RefSeq lists its product as uncharacterized. The coding region runs from base 680 to 2506 and encodes 608 amino acids. NCBI's taxonomy places the organism in Eukaryota, Viridiplantae, Streptophyta, Magnoliopsida, Poales, Poaceae. The transcript has 2 exons. The record is from RefSeq and is a predicted model, not a curated record.
UUAAUUUAUACUUAUUAGAUUCUAUAUUUCUACUUAUUCAUUUUACUAUUGUACUAAAAAGCUCAAGGCAGAUUUCAAAUUGUGUUAUUUGCUGGAUAAUAUGUUUGCUAGCAUCAGGCUACCAGUCCUUUAUUCCUUCUUAAUACAAUGAUAAUGAUGCAAAUAUGUUUAAAGUAAUAUUUGGAUUAUUUUCAACUAUUUUAGAUUUUAGAAAAAGGUUUGAAUCUAGAAAUGUACUGCCUGUCAGCAUUGUCUAUGGCUCCAUGCUCACUCUGGUUCCAAAUCCUGGGCGGUAACCGUGCAGUCACUGUUGGUCACUCAUAAUCCCCAUUAAUACCUGGAUUUAUAGAAGUUAUAGUAACACCAUGUUUUGAUGACUCUGCAUGUUGUUUCGGAUUCAUAAUAUCCAAAGUUGGGGAAUAAGCAUUACAGUAGAACAGAGUCCACUGGGAAACAGGUGGUUACCGCCCAGUUACCAGCAUAACAGGGUGUUGGAGUAUGUGUGUAACAGGCCCAUGUGGCUAGGCCCAUGAGGCCCAUGUAUCCCUAAUUAUAUGGCACCCUGGUUAGGGUUAGCCCAACUAAUGAGAAACCCUAAUUCUAACAUGGUAUCAGCCUAGGUUUUCCUCCCAGCCGCCUGCAGGCAACCAGCCGCCGCCGCCGGCCGGCCGCCGCCGCCAUGGCAGGCCGGGCACCUCCUCCUCUUCCCUACCUCCAGCAGUUUCCGGCGCUCCCCUACCCGUCCUGGGCCCGAGCCGCCGCGGGUGGCCAGCCUCGCCCUCCCCUGCAGCAGCCAGCGGGCGCGGACGUCGCGGCGCGCGGGGAGGCCGCGAUGCACGCGGACGCGCAGCCAGCGGACGCGGCCCGCCCUUCCCUCCUCCUGGCGGCCGUCGCGGGCGCCGAACCAGACGCCGCCGCCGCCGCCGCGGGUGGCCAACCCCGCCCUCCCCUGCAGCAGCCAGCGGGCGCGGACGCCGCGGCGCGCGGGGAGGCCGCGAUGGCGGCUGCGCGCGCGGCAGCAGCGCGCGGGGCGCACCAGGACCGCGCCCCUGUGGACGGAACGCGUGCAGACGCCGCCGAGGACGCCGCGGCCGCCUCUAAGCUCCAGCUGGGCACCAACGACGACGCCGCCGCAGCAGCCUACGCCCGGGGAGCGGCUGCCGCCAUUGCUGCAGGCCUUGGCAUGCCCUUGGACAUGACCGAUCUGCCCAGGACGCUGCUCACAGCCGGAGGCGCCCUGUCCAGGGGGCUUGCUGCCGGCCCGCGUGCAGCUGUGGGCGCAGCCCCCUUCCCUGCACCGCCUCCGCCGCCUGUGAUGCAUCGUCCGGACUCCACACUCAUCGCUGCUCUCGUCACUGCUCGGGCUGCGGCUGCGGAGGGCCGGGCCCGCGUGCGUGAGGCCGCUCUCGCUUGGGAACGCGAGCGCGACGCGGCCGACGCCUUGGCCCGCCAGAUCGCCGACGCCGAGCAGUUCCUCGGCCUUCCAGCCUCGCCUGACGUCGGGACCACGUCCUCGGGAUCGACUUCGGUCGUCUGGCACGAUCCGGCCGACCCCCACGUAGUGCAGCUCCACUACCUGGCAGGGGGCGUCCAAAACAUCCGCCUCCUCGUCCCGGUCGUCCUCGAGCCCGAGUCGCCCUCCUACGCUCGCUGGAGGGACUUGGUCCUCCUCACCCUCCGCCGCUACGCCCUCGAUGACCACGUCCUCCUCGACACCGCGGGGGCGGUCCCGACCCCCUCGUGGCUUCGCCUCGACAGCGUCGUCCUGUCCUGGAUUCUGGGGACGAUCUCCCUGGACCUCCACGACCUCGUCCGCAACACCCCGAGCGCUCGCGGGGCCUGGCUAGCACUCGAGGGCCAGUUCCUGGGCAACGCCGAAGCCCGGGCUCUGCGGCUCGACGCGAGCUUCCGCACCUUCGUCCAGGGCGACCUCUCCGUCAGCGAGUACUGCCGCCAGAUGAAGGGUAUGGCGGACUCCCUCGGCGACCUCGGCUGGCCCGUGGAGGACCGCAUCUUGGUCCUCAACGUUCUCCGCGGGCUCAGUGACCGCUACUCCUACCUCCGGACGUGGAUCACCAGGCAGCGGCCCUUCCCCACCUUCCUGCAGGUCCGUGACGACCUUGUCAUGGAGGAGCUUACUCAGGGCCUACAGCCUGGGUCCACCUCCGCUUCGGGGUCCUCGUCGUCCUCCUCGACUGCUCUCGCUGCCACUCCUCCACCUCGUCCCGCCGCCCCACCACAGUCGUCACUUCUGGGUCCUCUUCCCCCCGGGCCGAGCGGGGGUGGGGGGGGGGCCGUGGCGGUCGCCGUCGUCGUGGUGGGGGACGUGGAGCAGGUCGUGGGGGCAACACGACGCCGCUGCCACCUCCACGAGGUGCACCCUGGCCAUCCUACCACCACCCAUGGUCAGGGCGCAUCUCCAUGUGGCCGUUCCAGGCUUCCGGUGGCGAGCCUCGCCCGCCGGCAGCCAUGCUCGCGGGUGCUCCCCCGGGGUUCCCCUCAGUGACCCCGUGGGCGGCCCCGUUCCCCGCGUCCUCGUGGGCUACUCCACCGACGCCCUUGCCCGGGUCCGCCGGCUGGGACCAGGCGGCCUUGGCGCACUCCUUCAGCACCAUGGCCCUGACACCUCCUGUCGGGCCGGAGUGGGUCGCCGACUCUGGGGCUACUUACCACACCACUCCUAACCCCGGAUUUGGCUUCCCGGCGUCCUCUGCUCCGAUGUGACAGCACGGGGCCCCUUUACACUCUUCGCUUUCCGGCUUCUGCCUCGCCUCCUUCGCCGGUUUUGUCAGCUGCCUUCACCACCACUACCUCCACUACUUGGCAC